UCACGUCGCGCAGGGCCAGCACGCUCAAGAUGGCCCAGGACCUGGUGGGGCUGUCCCAGGAGCUGGAGUGGGACGCCAGCGCCCCGGAGCUGACGCUGCUGCGCGAAACAGUGGGCGGCAUGCGCAAGACGAGGAACGUGACGGCCUUCUUCGUGGUCACCAUCCCCACCAUGAUGGUGGUGUCGCCGCUGCUGACGGGCGAGCUCACCAUGUCGUUCUACCCCAAGCCGGAGGGCGCGUUCUGGUACUUUGUGUGCCUGUGCCAGACGGUGGGCACCGUCACCUGCCCGCUCUGCGUCAACGCCAUCAUCUUCACGCUGCUGCUCCUCUCGCACGGCACCGCCGCGCUCAUCAACUGCAUCGCCAUCCGCAUGGAGGCACGUCCUGGGGAGGGACUUCCCUAGUAUCCCUACAUCCCCGAAGGGAUAACGGAGGGCUCUAUUGGCCCCCAGCGUCAGGCCGUCCGGCCGUCGCCCACCGGAUCGCUGAG
Messenger RNA from Thrips palmi, 490 nucleotides. RefSeq lists its product as uncharacterized. The record is from RefSeq and is a predicted model, not a curated record. The transcript is spliced from 2 exons. The coding region runs from base 30 to 404 and encodes 124 amino acids. Lineage: Eukaryota; Metazoa; Arthropoda; Insecta; Thysanoptera; Thripidae.